UGGGAGUCGGUGGGCGGGCCGGGGGUGUGGCCGGAGGCGCUGCGAGCGGCUUGUUGUGCGCGCUGCGGAGCCGUUACCUCCCGCUGCACAGGCCCCGCCGAGCCGGCCGCAGAUAUAUUAUAAAAUGUCCAAUGGUUAUGAAGAUCACAUGGCUGAAGAUUGCAGGGAUGACAUUGGUAGAACAAAUUUAAUUGUAAACUACCUCCCUCAGAACAUGACACAAGAUGAAUUACGGAGUCUGUUCAGCAGUAUUGGUGAAGUUGAAUCUGCAAAACUUAUCCGGGACAAAGUUGCAGGACACAGCUUAGGCUAUGGCUUUGUGAACUACGUUACUGCAAAAGAUGCUGAAAGAGCAAUAAACACACUGAAUGGCCUCAGACUUCAGUCAAAAACUAUCAAGGUUUCCUACGCUCGUCCAAGUUCAGAAGUAAUCAAAGAUGCUAACUUAUAUAUUAGUGGACUGCCAAGGUCAAUGACACAAAAAGAUGUAGAAGAUAUGUUUUCACGUUUUGGACGCAUCAUUAACUCACGUGUGCUUGUGGAUCAAACUACAGGUUUGUCCAGAGGGGUCGCAUUUAUCCGGUUUGACAAAAGGUCAGAAGCAGAAGAGGCAAUUACAAAUUUCAAUGGUCACAAACCCCCAGGUUCCUCCGAACCCAUUACAGUGAAGUUUGCAGCCAAUCCUAACCAGAACAAAAAUGUGGCACUGUUGUCGCAGCUGUGUCAUUCACCAGCUCGACGGUUUGGAGGGCCAGUGCAUCACCAGGCGCAAAGAUUCAGGUUCUCUCCUAUGGGUGUAGAUCACAUGAGUGGGCUUUCUGGUGUAAAUGUUCCAGGAAACGCAUCUUCUGGCUGGUGUAUCUUCAUCUACAACCUUGGUCAAGAUGCUGAUGAGGGAAUCCUCUGGCAGAUGUUUGGCCCCUUUGGUGCGGUUACCAAUGUGAAAGUUAUUCGAGAUUUCAACACCAACAAGUGCAAAGGUUUUGGUUUUGUGACCAUGACAAACUAUGAAGAAGCUGCAAUGGCCAUAGCAAGUCUUAAUGGCUACCGCCUGGGGGACAAAAUCUUGCAGGUUUCCUUCAAAACCAACAAGUCCCACAAAUAACUUGCUCGUGCUUUUUUUGUAUGAAAUAGAUAAUUGAGUGACAGAAGUUGAAACAUUUUUGUUAGUGUAAAACUCAUUUUGCGCCAAUUUUCACAAGUGUUUGUCUUAGUCUAAAUGAGAAGUGAAAAAGGUUUUAUAUUCUGGGAUGCAACUGACAUGUUCAAAUGUUUGAAAUCCCACAAUGUUAGACCAAUUUUAAGUUCCUUUAAGUUAUUUCAUUUAAAACAUGUUAAAAAUUCCCUGAAAUCUUAAGUAGUUUGCAUUAACUAGACCCUCUGGAUGGUGGUAAAAUUGAAGCAUGCUUUCACUUAUGAGACUAACAUUUGUUCCAUUGAGUGUUGUCUGCAAAAACUGGAAUUUUCUGAAAAAUAUCAGGCUGAAUUAAUUAAUUUUCUUGUUUUUUGUUGAUGUUUUUCCUACCCAUUCCCCUGAACUUCUCUACCCCAGACUUGGUAGUAUGGAAGAAAAGUUGAGAAAUACUAAUGUUUUAGUUGUCAGUAAAUUGUUUGAUCAAUUAAUAUUCAUUACUACGUAUAUAGUCGAGGAUUAGGCUUUUUCAAGUCAAGGUCUUGUAAGUAGUAGCAUGCCAGCGUAACUUUUAACACCAUUGAUGAGGUAAGUUGCACACUUGAGCAGUGGCCAAGCUGUCAAAUUCUAAGGUUUUAGAAACAUUAUUUUUAAAGCCCACUUUCUAAUAGGAAUGGACCAAAGAGUUUCAAAGAAACUCCGGGAAGAUUUCAGAGUCAAAAUGAAACUCCAAAAAGAGAGUGUGAAUAUAUGUUGCUACUUUAUCAAACUGAAUCUCUUCUGUUCAAAUAUUUAAUGCAUGGUGCACUACUUACUGGUACAUUAUAAUGCAGCAAGAUACUUAUUUUCAAAGAUCAUUAUAGUUUGGAUUCCUUUGGUAGUUCUGUUUUGUAAAGAAAAAACAGUUAUAAACAUUUGAGCAUUGUAUUUCUCGCAUCCCUUCUAAUGAGUGCUAGAUUUUUCUAUUUUAAUAGGAUUUUGUUUUGACAACUAGCUUUACUUAUUGAACACUCAGCAGAAAAGUACUUACUACUUGCAAGUUAGAUAUUAACAAAAAAAACCCCUUUGAUUUGUAGAUUUAAAGAUUAAUCCCCCAAGUUUUCUGCAGACUGCCUUGAAACUUUGAGUUGUUCUGUUUCUGUUAAUUUUCUUUUGCUUUUUUGUGUUUUUUGUUUGUUUUUACUUUUGCAUUUAAGAACAUUAAAUUUGAUUUUGUUUUGC
Molecule: messenger RNA, 2353 nt
Organism: Calypte anna (Anna's hummingbird)
Lineage: Eukaryota; Metazoa; Chordata; Aves; Apodiformes; Trochilidae
Gene: ELAVL1
Product: ELAV like RNA binding protein 1
Exons: 6
Coding region: 125-1105 (326 amino acids)
Cellular component (GO): ribonucleoprotein complex
Molecular function (GO): RNA binding
Source: RefSeq, a predicted model, not a curated record